Messenger RNA from Andrographis paniculata, 1558 nucleotides. Its product is annotated as UDP-galactose/UDP-glucose transporter 5B-like. The record is from RefSeq and is a predicted model, not a curated record. NCBI's taxonomy places the organism in Eukaryota, Viridiplantae, Streptophyta, Magnoliopsida, Lamiales, Acanthaceae. Gene Ontology annotation, molecular function: 3'-phosphoadenosine 5'-phosphosulfate transmembrane transporter activity. Gene Ontology annotation, cellular component: Golgi membrane; endoplasmic reticulum membrane. The transcript is spliced from 12 exons. Bases 195 to 1226 code for a protein of 343 amino acids. Gene Ontology annotation, biological process: transmembrane transport.
GGAGGGAGGAAACAAGAAAACCCCCCCAUCCCACUGGCGUCAUUCGGAACCCCAAAAAUUCUGCCGGCGAUCAAAUCAAUUUCAGAUCAUCCCCUGCGCCGUGGAACGGCGGGUCUUUCAUCGAAGGCCGCUCGCGUCGUGCUUCUGUUGUAGUGUCGUCGGUGGUGUAGGCGGCGGAUGACUGGAUUGGAAAAAUGGCGGAGCCUCCUACACAGUUGAUACAGAAAUGGAAAGAGAAUAAGUUCGUAAAAGUGGGGUUCGCGGUGUCGGGGAUCAUGUCAACGCUUCUCAUCUAUGGCGUUUUACAGGAAAAGAUCAUGAGAGUUCCUUAUGGUCCGGAGAAAGAAUAUUUUAAGUAUUCAUUAUUUCUUGUGUUCUGCAACCGUAUAACAACUUCUGCCGUAUCUGCUGGAGUUCUUUUGGCAAACAAAACAGUUGUUGACCCUGUUGCUCCAAUCUACAAAUAUUGUGUUGUUUCUGUGUCUAAUAUUCUAACUACAACUUGUCAAUAUGAGGCUCUUAAAUAUGUUAGUUUCCCUGUGCAGACCCUUGCAAAGUGUGCAAAAAUGAUACCUGUAAUGGUUUGGGGUACAAUCAUCAUGCAAAAGAAGUACACCGGGCCUGAUUACCUAUUUGCCUUCCUGAUUACUCUUGGAUGCUCUAUUUUUAUAUUAUUUCCGGCAGCAGGUGAUCUUAGCCCAUACAGUAGAGGAAGGGAAAGCACCAUUUGGGGCAUUUCCUUGAUGAUUGGUUACCUGGGGUGUGAUGGCUUCACAAGCACAUUUCAGGACAAGCUGUUCAAAGGCUAUGAUAUGGGGAUACAUAAUCAGAUAUUUUAUACAACAUUAUGUUCUUGCAUGAUCAGUUUCACUGGUCUAAUCUUGCAAGGCAAUCUUCUCAUGGCCAUAGAUUUUGUCACUCGGCACAAUGAUUGUUUCCUAGACAUUGCUAUUCUUUCAACUGUUGCUACAGUGAGCCAGUUCUUUAUAUUUUACACCAUCCGCAAUUUCGGUGCGCUGACUUUUGCCACCAUAAUGACCACCAGACAGUUGGUAAGCAUUCUGCUCUCCUGUGUCUGGUUUGCGCACCCACUGAGCAUUGAACAACUGAUCGGCGCAGUUAUUGUGUUUGGUUCCAUUUACUCAAAAAGCUUCUUGAAGCAAAAGCCGAGGCUGCCACAGUCGGAACAAACAGAAAAUACCAAUCCUCCGAGGACUAAUGCAUAACAUGAUGGUCGAAGGCUAAUGCCUCGCCCCUAAUAACUCGGAACUUUCGCUUAAUGCUAACACUAUACUGAUCGGCGCUCUCUCUUGGCUGGCGUAAUUUUACCCGAAACUCCAGCCACCGUCAAAUUCUAAGCUACCCCAAUAUUAGAUGAACACUCCGAGCAAUGCCGGUAGGUUUCGACAGGUAAAAUUGCUCUAUAUGGUUGGUGUUUUUGCUAACUUAGGAUUUUGUUUUGUGGAUGUUCAUUAUUCAUCCUUAUUAGCAACAGAAAUGUCGACAAUCUGAGUGGUAAAUUUUAUAGCAAAAUACUUAUGUUUUCGAACGUUUGUUU